UGCCUGUCGGCGCUUGAGGGGCAUAGCGGUGAGGUCACCUCCGUGGCCUUCUCUCACGACUCAGCCCGGAUAGCGUCGGCGUUGGGGGACUCGACGGUCAAGAUCUGGGACACCCACAGCGGCGCGUACUUGUCGACGCUCGAGGUUGGCGGAGUGCUCCGUGACAUCUCGUUUGACGCUACUGGCUUAUAUCUUCACACUGCAGGUGGGACUAUUAGUCUCAGUGCAACUCAAUUAGCUCCUAUAACAACUACGGCAGCUUCUCAGACUCUAAAAUACAACAGCCUAGCGUUGAGUUCAGAUGGGCUAUGGAUAACACCUGAUUCUGAGAAGCUAGAAUGGCUACUAUUCAAGUAUCGGCCAUCAGCCUCCGUAGUUUUAAGGAAGAUAAUUGGCAUUGGUGCUAGGACUAGAAGAGUUUGGAUAUAUACUAUUUUAGCCUAA
Molecule: messenger RNA, 444 nt
Organism: Lindgomyces ingoldianus
Lineage: Eukaryota; Fungi; Ascomycota; Dothideomycetes; Pleosporales; Lindgomycetaceae
Exons: 1
Molecular function (GO): protein binding
Source: RefSeq, a predicted model, not a curated record